Molecule: messenger RNA, 2004 nt
Organism: Lodderomyces elongisporus
Lineage: Eukaryota; Fungi; Ascomycota; Pichiomycetes; Serinales; Debaryomycetaceae
Gene: MAD1
Product: coiled-coil domain-containing protein
Exons: 1
Coding region: 1-2004 (667 amino acids)
Biological process (GO): attachment of mitotic spindle microtubules to kinetochore; mitotic spindle assembly checkpoint signaling
Cellular component (GO): kinetochore; mitotic spindle; nuclear envelope
Source: RefSeq, a predicted model, not a curated record
AUGUCUGGGACAGCAUCUUCACCGUUUGUUGAUAGUCCGUCGCGUACUAGAGACGUGGCCAAUGAAUACCAUCGAGAAAAUGCCAAAAUCAAUUCAGACUUACAAAUAUCCAGAUUAGAGUUCCAACUCAAAACAAUGCAAACUGAAAAGAAACUAUGGCAGCAAGAGCGACAAUCUAUAACUAGCCUGUUUGAGAGCGAAUUGGAGAAGAAAAACGAAGAGUUGAAGAAUUUAAAGUCAAACUUUGACUUUGUUUAUAAGCAGAAUCAAAAUUUGGAAUCGAAAGUGAAAAAUGAAAGCGAAACUUCUGGUAAAAAACUUCAAAACUUGACUAAAAAACUCGAGGAGUUACAAGCCAAGUAUGAUACGUUAAGCACCAAGUAUCAGAGCUUAACCGAUAAAAAUGACAGACUAAUACGAAAGCAUAAGCAGGUUACACCUGACUGGAAUAGUCAAAUCAAAAUCAAUGACGAUUUGAGUAACAAUUUAAAGGACAAGUCCAAGAUUAUUGAAAGUUUACAGCAGUCAAAUAAAGAGUUUGUCGAUAAGCUUGAGCAGUACACUGAACUCUUUAAAAACGACGACUCCUUAUACAAAAUAAACCAGAACUUAAUGAAUAAAAACGCUAAUUUGCAGCGUACAAACAACCAGUUGCAAUUAAAGAUUGAUCAGUUGCUUCAGAAUAAAACAUCAAAUGAGUUAUUACAGCAAAAAAAUAUAAGCUUAACAAACAAACUUGAACAGUAUGAAGAGAUGCGUGUCAAAUGCUAUAAGUUAGAGAUUGAAAAAGUGGAACUUGAAGCUCGUUUCAAUGAGUAUUUCAACACAUUAAGUGCGGGUAUAGUAGAUGGUGAUGGCAAACAAGGAAAAGACGAGGAGGAGGAUGAUGAUGAUGAUGAUGUUGACGAAGUAACAAAAACUAUAAAGGUGAAAAAUUUUGUGCAAACAUUCAAGGAUGUUCAGUCGCGAUCAUUGGCAUUGAGUGAGAAGUAUGACUCAAAAGCUCUUGAGGUUAACGAGUUGAGACAAGAACUCGAAGACUCCAUCCAUGUGAUUGAAAAUGAAUACUUGCCCACUAUCACGGAGUUACAGGAGAAGAAUCAAUCUCUCUCUACGCGGGUAGCUGGUUUAGAGAGAGACAAACUCCUUGCAUCGAAAGAAAUUGAGGCUUUGCGACUACAAUUGAAGGAAAUGGAAAAUUAUAUUAAAGCAAUCCAACCCACUAUUCAAAAUAACAUCAACAACCACCAAAACAGAAACCAAAACAAAAACAACAAUAAUGAUAAUGACGAUAGUAAUAAUAAUAAUAAUAAGGAUAGAAGUAGUAAUAGGAAUCCCUCCAUUGCUGCUAACACCACCACCAACAACAACAAACAAAUGUCAGAAUAUAUUACAAACUUGGAGAAACUAAUUGACGAUUAUAAACGCAAAGUUGAUGAGUUGCAAACUAAACUAGUUACUCAGCACGAAUUUGAUCCAAUGCCCUCUAAUAAACGACGCCACACCGAAGAGACAAAUCAAAACUCAUUCAGAAAAACUGUUGUUGACCUUGAAGCAAGAAAUCUUCUGCUUUUAGCAGAUAUCAAGAGUUUGGAAAUGGACAACAGGAUAAUGAGGGAAAAUUUGAGCAUCAAGAAGGUUGUUGACACCAAUAAUGAACAAAUCAAAAUCUUGGAAUUCAAAAAUAAUCUACUUGCUAAAGAUCAAUUUGUGAAACAGGAGACUUUGGAUGCUUUGAGAAAGGAAAAUGAGGGUUUGAUAGCUCAGUAUGUUACUAAGCUUUCAGGUGAUGAGCUUAUUCCAAAGGCGCUUUUUGAAAGGCAAGAAGAUGACAAAGCGAAUCUUCAAUUGCAAAUUGAACAUCUGGCCAAGAGAUUGCAAAGAAUGAAAGAAGUUUUCAAACAAAAGUCGCGCGAUAUCUUGGUCGUUAUUUCCAAGUAUUUUGGCUAUUCUAUAGAAUUCUUGCCAAGCACAAUCAACCAAAUGAAUUGUCUACUAGAUUGA